Molecule: messenger RNA, 504 nt
Organism: Acanthosepion pharaonis
Lineage: Eukaryota; Metazoa; Mollusca; Cephalopoda; Sepiida; Sepiidae
Source: the annotation of a GenBank genome assembly
AUGGCAAAGUUGACGUCAGAAUACGGAGAGCGGGAAAAGUUACUUUGUAUUUCCUUUAUUAAUUGGUCUGUCUGUCUGUCUGUCUGUCUAUCUAUCUAUCUAUCUAUCUAUCUAUCUAUCUAUCAGGUUAUCUAUAUCGAUUCGUUAAUAUCUAUCUAUCUAUCUCGGUUUGUUCGUAUCUAUCUAUUUUUCUGUCUAUCUGUCCGUAUGCCUUUCUGUUUUCACCGUAUCUCAUCUUAUCUAUCUAUCUAUCUAUCUAUCUAUCUAUCUAUCUAUCUAUCUAUCUAUCUAUCUAUCUCAGUUUAUUCAUGUCUCUGUCUCUCUCUCUCUCUCUGUCAGUUAUAUCAUUAUGUUAACUUGCUUAUAUUUAUAUAUAUCCUAGAUUUUCUGUCUGUAUGUAACUAUCUAAUUUAUGUUGUCUGGCUGUUUCUAUCUAUCUAUCUAUCUAUCUAUCUAUCUAUCUAUCUAUCUAUCUAUCGUAACCUGCUUGUAUAUGUAUCCUAG